UUAACCAAAACAAAACGGAAAAAAACCAACUGUGCUCAGCUCUCUCAGUUUCUCUCCCCGGCGGUUCGGCCUCCUCUCUCCCAGUCUCUCUUCUCCGCCGUCGCUGUCCACUCCUAGCUCGUUAUAGCGCCGCCCUCAGCAUUGAGAAUAUACUGGCUACUGGUUUGAAGAAUUAGCCUUUGGCCCCCAAGUAUGCAUGUUAUUGUCUCAGUUCAGACGGUGUUUUACAAUGAAUGUUCAUUGCUUCCAGAAGAGUUUCUCUUUCGCCUCAUCCCCUUUGGUCCCAUUACAGCUUCCAUCUCCAACGGAAACCCAUUUUUGGUAUGUUUUACCUGAUGAAGUACGGAGUCAAAGCCUUAUGAAUCAGUACUUGGAGAUUUUAUCACCAUGUGAGAAAGAUAACGUUGUGAGUAUGAGUGGGGAUCAGCUCAGGAAAAAUGCUGUGCUUGCUCGAGCUUUGGUUCGCACUACUAUUGCUAGAUAUACCAAUUCUCACGUUAGUCCAGAAUCCUUGAAGUUCAGGAAAAACAGUUAUGGGAAGCCUGAGGUAGACUGGCAAACCGCUGAUUGGCAACCACCACCAUUGCAUUUCAAUAUCUCGCACACUUCUUCUUUAAUAGCUUGUGGUGUAACUGCAGAUGUGCCUAUUGGUAUUGAUGUUGAAGAGAAGAAGCGGAAAAUAAAGAAUAGUGUCUUAGCUUUUGCUCGGAGGUACUUUUCUUCUCAUGAACUGGAGCAUUUGGCUGCUAUUACAGAUCCUGAAAUCCAGCGUCAGGAGUUUAUAAAGCUUUGGACUCUUAAGGAGGCAUAUGUUAAAGCCUUGGGGAGAGGUUUCUCAGCUGCCCCAUUUAACACCUUCACCAUUCUAUUUAGACCUGCUAUAACUAAAGAAGAAGGCCACCUUUUAAAGGGUUCCGAUAAUAAGGUACCUGAUAUUGCUGUUGAGCCUGUUUAUAAUCUCAGUACUCUGACAAGUAAUUGCCAGUUUGCACUUCUGGAGUUGGCUGGUUCUCAUUAUGCUGCUAUUUGCAUGGAAACGGCCAAAACCAUUGAAGGGAAUCCAAUGAAAGUGAUAGUAAGGAGAACAAUUCCACUUUUUGAAGAUGAAGAAAUCACUCAAUUGUAACGAUUGAUGAAUUGGCUUGAUUAUUUUGGAUGAUCAUAUUCAUUGGACACUGAUAUUAGGGGCAAAAAUGUUUGGUCUCAUUGUAAUUGUGACUUGUUUUCGUUUAUUUUAAAACGGAUUCAUUUAUAUAUAAAAAAAAAUUAUUGUAUUGCUCCCCA
Humulus lupulus (European hop) is the source of this 1284-nucleotide messenger RNA. RefSeq lists its product as uncharacterized. Gene Ontology annotation, molecular function: magnesium ion binding; holo-[acyl-carrier-protein] synthase activity. Bases 197 to 1126 code for a protein of 309 amino acids. The transcript is spliced from 9 exons. The record is from RefSeq and is a predicted model, not a curated record. Lineage: Eukaryota; Viridiplantae; Streptophyta; Magnoliopsida; Rosales; Cannabaceae. Gene Ontology annotation, cellular component: cytosol.